Ipomoea nil (Japanese morning glory) is the source of this 1777-nucleotide messenger RNA. RefSeq lists its product as uncharacterized. The coding region runs from base 50 to 1306 and encodes 418 amino acids. Gene Ontology annotation, molecular function: protein binding. The record is from RefSeq and is a predicted model, not a curated record. The transcript has a single exon. NCBI's taxonomy places the organism in Eukaryota, Viridiplantae, Streptophyta, Magnoliopsida, Solanales, Convolvulaceae.
AUGCUUACCCAGCCCAGCUAUAUUGUAUAUUCUCAAUAUUAUUGCAGUAAUGGCGGCACGCUACGCAGCUAUGGAGUUGGAGUCCAACGCAGGCGACUCCGUCGCUUCGACGCCGCGGUCGGAGCACCACCAAAACCUCGCCGACGAUGGCGUCUCCAUGCAGCAGCUGCCACGCGUCCGCUUCAUGUGCAGUUUCGGCGGGAAGAUCCUUCCCCGGCCGCACGACAAUCAGCUCCGCUACGUCGGCGGCGACACGCGCAUAGUCGCGUUGAACCGCCACGCGUCAUUCUCGUCCCUCCUCGUUAAGCUCUCCAAGAUCGCCGGCACGGCCAGCGUGGUCGUGAAGUACCAGCUUCCCAACGAGGACCUGGACUCGUUGAUUACGGUCACGACGGACGAGGACGUGGAGAAUAUGAUGGACGAGUAUGACCGCGUGGUGGCGCAGAGUCACAAGGCGGCGGCGCGUCUGCGGCUUUUCCUUUUUCCGACCGACGCGGAUUCGAGAGCCAGCACGAUUAAUUCUAUUCUCGACGGGUCGGCUAAGCGGGAGCACUGGUUUUUCGACGCGCUUAACGGCGGGUCGGGUCGGGGGCUGGAGCGCGGGAGGUCGGAGGCGUCGUCGAUUGUGUCGGAGGUGCCGGAUUAUUUGUUCGGGUUGGAAAACGCCGACGAGCCGCCGCUUCUCCGUGAAUCCCGGAUGAUGAAGAACAAGCAUCUUUUCCACGAGAACGCGUCGAAUUCGGAUCCGGGUUCGCCGGCGCCGGCGGUUUCUUCCCCGUUCUGCUCCACCUCAUCGGCGCUGGCCACGCCUAACGUGACCGUGAUGCCGGAUCUCCCGCCGGUGAAAACAAAGCCCGAUCAACCUAUCCCCGCCGCCGAACCCAAAGCAACGUCGAUUGAGACUGCCGCCCCGCACCAGCAAUCCGGGUAUCCGGGUAGCCCGUAUUGGCAUUACACAGUCCCAGGACCACAAGUUCAACCCAUGCCCAUUUAUUACGUCCCCGGAGUCGGACCAGUUCAGGCCGCCGGCGGCAGCCACCCGCCGGCACAUCCAAUUCCGCAACGAGGUCAAUACGUUCAACCCUAUCAGGUCAUUCCGGGUCAAGUACCCGUCGGGCUUCCCCAACAAGUUUCAAGUAUAGGCCAAGUUUAUGGUGGCAUGAGGCCUGUUAUGGGUCUGGACAGCCAUGAAAUAAACCCGGCUGUUCUUUAUGGGGCCAGAAAUGGUGGAACAGUUCCGGCCUAUUCCAGCGCCGGCGGGGAAGAAAUGGAAGGAAAAGUGGGUCGGGUCCCCCAUCCAGGCUAGACAACCCUCUAUCAUUGAUUAUUGGUUUCUUGACAACUAUGUGACAUAUUAGCAGUAUUUGGGUACAAAAUAAUGUAAUAUGAGGUGUUUCUUUUCAAUUCAUUAAUGGAGUGUGUAUAAGAUUCUGAAGGAUUUUCUAGAGUACAAUCAAUAUUGAGAAACCAGGUCGGUGACAAUUUGUGUAAUCAGGUGGAUUAGCCCAAACCACGAGAUAGUCCAGGUCUUUCUCUAUCCGUUUAACGGUCUAGAUCCACCCGACUAAUCCCCAUUCGCUCCAGGAAGCCAUGGGAGCUGGCGUAGGGGAAUUGUAUGCUUAUACUUUUUCAUAAAGUUGUUUACAAGAUUCAUGUUUAAAAAGAGUGUCAGUCCUAAUUUAGUACGGGGUAAUUCAUUGAAUCUUGUAAAGUGUAAAAAUUUCUCUUGUUCUAUAGUGAAAAAGUAUGUUGGGCGUGACCUCACCGAUCAGAGUAA